Exophiala bonariae is the source of this 870-nucleotide messenger RNA. RefSeq lists its product as uncharacterized. The transcript has 8 exons. Gene Ontology annotation, molecular function: oxidoreductase activity. Bases 1 to 870 code for a protein of 289 amino acids. Lineage: Eukaryota; Fungi; Ascomycota; Eurotiomycetes; Chaetothyriales; Herpotrichiellaceae. The record is from RefSeq and is a predicted model, not a curated record.
AUGUCGCCUCAACGAUACAACUACACUGGGCCUGUAGACUGCAGCAUCAUCCCAGACAAGUCACAGUGCAAAGGGAAAAGCGUGAUUGUAACUGGAGGUGCCAACGGCUUGGGAGAAGCAUAUGUCCGGGCGUUUGUGGACGCAGGGGCUUUUGUUACCUUCUGUGAUAUCAACAAGGUAAAAGGAGAAGCUGUUGAGUCAGAAUUGACCUCAUUGUUCGAAGCAGCCGUAGCGAAAUCCCCUAGCCAAAGCGUGGAUAUUGUCAUUGCGAAUGCUGGAGUUGGCAGAGGUUCUGGAGACCCCAUGAUGCAAUUGGAAGAUCCCUUUGUGACGCCCACGAAACCAAGCACACAUAUCAUCGACAUUAACUUGGUUGGUGCUCUAUACACUUUCAAAUUGGCCGUGCAUUACUUCCGGCGGAGUCCGCAAGACAAUGAGCGGGACCGGUGUUUCAUCUUUAUUGGGAGUCUUGCUGGUUUUGUUGACAAUUUAGGGAGUUGGGAGUAUUCGGCCGCGAAGUUUGGCCUUCGGGGUUUCAUGAGAGCUGUCCGAUGGAAUUCGCAUAAUCAGGGCAUUCGAGUUGCUUAUGUCGCCCCUUCCUAUGUCCGGACUGUCAUACAGUCCGCCGAGACCUACGAAGGUAUGCGGCGAAAAGGGAUCGAGUUCGCCACUCCUGAGAGCUGUGUCGCGGCUAUAAUGAGAAUCUCAUGUGACAAAGGGAUAAAUGGACACUCAUUCGUGGUCGUGCCAUAUUCUGUGGCAAAGGAGGGAUUUAAGGAUGCGGAGGAAGACGAUUGGACUGAUGAGAAUUAUUGGUUGCAGAAGUUCCAGAGGACAGUGGUAAAUGUAAGAGGCGACUCAUGGGAUUGA